UGGUUGCAGAACAAGGCCAGCCAGCCAGCCAGCUGUCACUGCUUGUCAAGGAAAACAGCGGACCUGUUCCCAGUCAGCCCCACCCUGUCUGACACUUCUAGUAGCUGAGACCAGAGCUGGAAACUCUCUGAAGACUUCUAACAGUCACUCAACACAAAAGGACAUUUAGGUUGCUGUUACACAAAUCAAAUUCAUUUGGGAGACAGAAGGAGGGACUGCAGUUGUCACUUUAACCCACGGAAUCAGGGGAACAUAGUUCAUGUUUAAACUUCUCCACAUACAAUGGGUGAUGGUUAUUGAAACAGCUCAAACCUCUACCACCGUGCAAGGCCUAUAGCUCGAGAGGCAGGCAGACCGUCCUAAACCAAGGGAUGGAUGCCUACAAGUACCCGCACAGCUAUGAGGGCUAUGCCCCUAACGAUGACUAUUACCGCGGCAGUGAGGCCAACCUGGAGGAGGAUGCUCAGAGUGAUGUCACAGAAGGCCAUGACGAGGAGGAUGAGAUCUAUGAGGGCGAGUACCAGGGCAUUCCUCACCCGGAGGAGGUCAAGAGCAAGCAGACAAAGACUGCAGCCCCCGGGGCAGGUGGUCUGCGGAGCCGGGCCGACUUGAUGGCUGAAAGGAUGGAGGAUGAGGAGCAGCUGGCCCACCAGUACGAGACCAUCAUGGAGGAGUGCGGCCAUGGGCGCUUCCAGUGGAUCCUCUUUGUUGUCUUGGGUUUGGCCCUAAUGGCUGAUGGGGUGGAGGUGUUCGUGGUGGCUUUUGCCCUGCCCAGCGCAGAGAAGGACAUGUGUCUGUCCAGUUCCAAGAAAGGCAUGCUUGGGCUGAUAGUCUACCUAGGAAUGAUGGCGGGGGCCUUCCUCCUGGGGGGCCUGGCAGACAAGUUGGGCAGGAAGAGGGUUCUCAGCAUGUCUCUGGCCAUCAAUGCCUCUUUCGCCUCCCUCUCCUCCUUUGUGCAAGGGUAUGGAGCCUUCCUCUUCUGCCGACUCAUCUCUGGAAUAGGUAUUGGAGGUGCACUGCCAAUUGUGUUUGCCUAUUUUUCGGAGUUCUUGUCUCGGGAGAAGAGAGGCGAGCACCUCAGUUGGCUGGGCAUCUUCUGGAUGACUGGGGGCAUCUACGCAUCUGUGAUGGCCUGGACCAUCAUUCCACACUACGGCUGGGGCUUCAGCAUGGGGACCAGCUACCACUUCCACAGCUGGAGAGUGUUUGUCAUCAUCUGCGCUCUGCCCUGCACCGUGUCCAUGGUGGCCCUGAAGUUCAUGCCCGAGAGCCCACGCUUUCUGCUGGAGGUCUGGGCUAAUGCUCUGUACUGUGUGAAGGGGCCCUAUAGAAUGAACACACUGGUUCUGGCUGUGGUCUGGUUUGCGAUGGCCUUAAGUUACUAUGGACUGACGGUUUGGUUCCCUGAUAUGAUCCGGUAUUUCCAAGAUGAAGACUACAAGUCGAAAAUGAAGGUAUUUUAUGGUGAGCAUGUGUCUGGUGCUACAAUCAACUUCACGAUGGAAAAUCAGAUUCACCAACAUGGGAAACUUGUGAAUGACAAGUUCACGAAGAUGUACUUUAAACACGUGCUUUUUGAGAACACGUUUUUUGAUGAGUGCUAUUUUGAAGAUGUUACAUCUACAGAUACCUAUUUCAAAAACUGCACCAUCGAAUCAACCCUGUUUUACAACACAGACCUCUAUGAACACAAGUUUAUCAACUGUCGGCUUAUCAACUCCACCUUCCUGGAGUCGAAAAAGGGCUGCCACAUGGACUUUGAGCAAGACAACGAUUUCCUGAUUUACCUGGUCAGCUUCCUCGGCAGCCUGUCUGUUUUGCCUGGGAACAUUAUUUCGGCGCUGCUCAUGGAUAGGAUAGGAAGGUUGAAGAUGAUUGGUGGCUCUAUGUUAAUCUCCGCAGUCUGCUGCUUCUUCCUGUUUUUUGGCAACAGUGAGUCUGCAAUGAUUGGCUGGCAGUGCCUGUUCUGUGGGACCAGCAUCGCUGCCUGGAAUGCUCUGGAUGUGAUUACCGUGGAGCUAUACCCUACCAAUCAGAGGGCAACAGCUUUUGGCAUCCUCAAUGGAUUGUGCAAGUUUGGUGCCAUCCUGGGAAACACCAUCUUUUCUUCUUUUGUUGGGAUAACCAAAGUGGUACCCAUCCUUCUGGCUGCUACUUCCCUGGUAGGAGGUGGCUUGAUUGCCCUUCGACUGCCAGAGACUCGGGAGCAGGUCUUGAUGUGAACAACCUGAGGAGAAAGGAAAGCUCUACGGGAAGAUCUGCGGAACCUUGACUAGAACCCUUAAUGGCACCCACGCUUCUUGUCUGUGACUGUCCACAGGGGAUCUUCGAUAGCCCAGGAGGAUAAGCUGAAUUUGUCGCCUCUAGUUUAGGACUCAUUUCUGCUGUUCAUAUGUUUAUAACUCAGGUGACUGAUUUGGGGGUGCCUGAGUCACCCUUAAGAUCAUAGAACUGUAGGUUCCAGGUCUUCCCAGCCCAAGGUAAUCGGAAGAAGGGUAAUACUAGUGAAUCAGUGCUCUAAGCAAGAUGUGUGCGUUUCCCCCAGUAGGGUUCCAAGACUUCAUUGCCUUUUAAAUGAUUCUAAGGGUGGGAAAUGCUUUUCCACAAAACUCCUGGGAGCCCAAGGAUCUAACAUUUUGACUUGGCUGGAGGUUAGAGUUAGCCAAUAAAUAUUGGAGUUGGUA
Echinops telfairi (small Madagascar hedgehog) is the source of this 2684-nucleotide messenger RNA. It is a transcript of the gene SV2B, whose product is annotated as synaptic vesicle glycoprotein 2B. Gene Ontology annotation, molecular function: transmembrane transporter activity. NCBI's taxonomy places the organism in Eukaryota, Metazoa, Chordata, Mammalia, Afrosoricida, Tenrecidae. The record is from RefSeq and is a predicted model, not a curated record. Bases 372 to 2222 code for a protein of 616 amino acids. Gene Ontology annotation, biological process: transmembrane transport. Gene Ontology annotation, cellular component: membrane. The transcript has 10 exons.